UAUUCGAAAUAUAAGUAGAUCAGUAAUCAUUCUCCUGUCAGUGCUUACAAAAUGAUUCUACCAGUGGUUCUAUUUUUUACUUUAUGUGCUUACUUGAUAUAUUUCUACAGAAAAAGUCAUAAUUACUGGAAGAAUCGGGGUUUGGAAUAUGUGAAACCCACAAUCCCAUUUGGAAACUUUUCAAACUUCUACAGCAAGAAAGAAGGUUUUGGGGAGACGUUCGCCAAAAUAUACGGUGAGAUCAAAAGUAGGGGUGUGCGACACGGCGGCGGGUACUAUUUUUGGAAUCCAUUGUACAUUCCUACAGACCCGGUUAUAAUCAAAGAUAUUUUUAUAUCGAGCUUCGAGCAUUUUAAGAACCACGGUUUCUACAUGGUCAAAGAGGACCCCAUGACGCAACACCUUUUCAACUUGGAGGACGACAAAUGGAGGGAUGUAAGAGCCAAAUUAUCGCAUUGCUUCACAAGUGGAAAAAUGAGGAAUAUGUUCAAUGUAAUGGUAGAACACACUGAUGUCUUAAAACGUGUACUUAAAGAAGAAUUAAGUGAUAAAAGUGAUGUUAAAAUCAAGAAAAUAUUGGUUCGAUAUACCACCGAUGUUGUUUCGAAAUGCCUGAUGGGGGUUAAUACAGAUACCCUUAUAAAUGAUAAAGCAGAGAUUUUGUGGCAUGGUAGCGAAUUCUUUUCAAAAACAUGGGGUUAUAUAAAUAACACCAUAGUUUUACUGAUACCUCGAGCAAUUCUUCAAAAAUUGAACUUCAGGAUAACCCCAAAAGAAACCGAGGUGUUUUUUAAAGACUUAUUCAAAAACAUCAAGAGUUACAGAGAAAAAAACAAUGAUACAAGAAACGAUUUGUUUGAUUCUGUACUAAAACUAUCAGACCCUAAUUAUACCUCAAAUUUAAACGAUUUCAAUGGUAAAAAAGGCAUGGAACCACUAAAUUUUGAUAUAACUGUGGCUCAAUGUUACGGCUUCUUCGUGGCUGGUUUUGAAACAUCAUCCACCACUAUAACCUUUGCUUUAUAUGAGUUAGCAAAAAAUAUGGACAAACAAGACCUAUUAAGGCAAGACAUAAAUGAUACGCUGAAAAAAUAUAACAACGAACUAACAUACGAUAGUGUACAAAAUAUGGAAUAUUUGGAAAUGGUUUUAAAAGAAACGUUGAGAUUGUACCCUGCGUUCCCCUUCAUACCCAGGGGUUGUAAUAAGGACUACAAAGUCCCAGGUACAGAUUUUGUAGUGAAAAAAGGUACAGGUGUGAUAUUAUCCGGCAUGGGAAUACAGAGGGACCCUGAGUAUUGGCCCAACCCAGAAAAAUUUGAACCACAAAGAUUUAGUAUACAAAAUAGAGAUAAAAUCGUACCAUACACAUACUUUCCAUUUGGAGAAGGGCCUAGAUUAUGCAUAGCACAUCGCUUUGGACAACUUCAAACAAAAGUGGGAAUAUUAACUCUCAUAAAAGAUUAUAAAAUAACAAUUAACGAAGCAAUGAAACCUCUAAAGUUCGGUUCUUAUGGUAUAGUCUUAGCCCCCAGAGAUGAUAUUUGGUUGAAUUUUGAACGAAUAAAUUAAAUAAUUAUUAAAAUUUCAGUGAUAACAAAAAUGUGAUAAAUGUUUGUUUAUUUAUUAAACAAAGUUUAAAUUUUACGCAGUCAAAGCAAAAGCCAUUAAAAUUUAAAAUUUAGGCUUUGCGUUUAUAUUUGCGUGUUUUCGAUAUUUAUUGUACAUUUGUUUUAACUAAAACAUGAUUGAAAUAUAUUUGUAAUUGGAGUUAAGAGUAAUAAACUAUUUCGUGGAA
Brassicogethes aeneus is the source of this 1798-nucleotide messenger RNA. The record is from the annotation of a GenBank genome assembly. NCBI's taxonomy places the organism in Eukaryota, Metazoa, Arthropoda, Insecta, Coleoptera, Nitidulidae.